AUGGCAGAUACUGUGAUUUUUGGGAGCGGUGAUUUCGCCCAGCAUUAUCCAGCUUUCAACGAACUACGCAGAGAUGGGAACUUUAUAGACGUACAUCUACGCGUAUGUUAUUGAGUUACCCGAUGUCGAUAGAUUUUUCCACCAUCUUAGCUAUUUACCUAUGCAAAUGUGGCAUAUUUCAGCUGAACCAUUCCCUUCAGGCGGUAUAAAAGAUGCCCGCGCAUCUAGCAUAGAAUCACCCAUUUUACGCCGUUUCCACGAUUGCACUGUUUUUGUACGAAUUCGCCAGACCAUGCAUGCACUUGAAUUUGACUUUUCCUCCUAUCGAUAGGAGGAAAUAAUACGGUGCAAUUAAGCGUACUUCAGGCGUAAAGCGAACAAUAAAGGAAUAAGUAGCUACUGAUUCCUCUAGUGUUCGCUCUACGUCUGAAACGCGCUUAAUUUCACCAUAUUAUUUCCUGUAGUAACUAAAUUUCGCUCCUAUCGUAGGCGUCCUUUCAUAACCGGAGUGCUUUUAACGAUACCGUGAUAAGCUAAGAGAAUUAUUUACUGUACAAUAGUCGGGUCUUAAAAGACCUAUAGGUUCCAAUGCAAUAGUAAAUCCCUUUGUGAAUAUACAAGAGUUACUCGAGGACUCUGCACAGGUGCGUAAUUCUAUACUCUGACUGUUGAGCCUUUAUGUUAUAUUUUGCCUUACGAAUGCCGGGAGUGAUAUUUUUUCUGGCAUGAUAUUACUUUACCAACUAGCAGUGUGCGAACGUCCAUAACGUUGCAUCUUUAGUCAUUCCUCGGGAUAUUUUAAUAUUUACGCAACUAGACAUUCCGAUACGCUUAGUUAUUGAAUGGUGAGAAAUGUUAACUCCAACAGAGCGAGACGGGAAACUUGGCAUUGACAUAGAUUCGGCGAAUAUUUGACCUUCGAAUUGUGGUCGUGUUCGAGGUGUAGUUGAAUUAUGUCUUGGCAGUCGCGCAUAAAAGCCGGAAUUUGCAUGUGAGAGUGCCUUUAUGGAUAACUUUGGCUUAUUAGUCUUCAGGAUACAUCUAAGGGCGCCGUACUUACUGUCAUUUAAAUUUACAAUCCUCCGUCAGACUACCGAAACUUACCCUGGCAUCCCGGAUUGAUUCUUUUUUGUACAAUGGAAUGCAGACUUGCACAACUACGUACCUUCUGCCACCGGCAGACGUCUACGAAGUUAUUGCUACAUACCUCCAAUUACGCGUAACAUCUUUUAUUGGUCUUUUCAUACGACUACUUAGGCUCUCCCUGAAGUCAUCGAUUUAAUCUUUGAAAUGCAAACCAUAUUUAAAUAUAUGUAGUUGUUGUAGGCUUGGAAAUUCGGUUACCUGAUGCCUUAGUUUUCAUCAUGCCUGCUUAUCGUAGUUUUCACUCCAUAAAAGACUGGCCAUCCCUUAGGCUAGCUGCUGGCCACCUUACACGUCCACUGGUUGUGAAUAGUGGAACAGCCUCCAGCGUAGGUUAGCUGCGAAAUAAUCAGACUCGAGUCUGGCGAAUAAACAGUCGCGGACCGGCGGAGACAGGGCUACCAGGGUGCGCAGGGCUGGGGUCCGGCACGCCAACAGCCUUAUAUAAUGCCGCAAAGCCGGAUAAUGGUACCCAAAGUCUGUCGACGCACCGUCUUCAUCAGUACAAUGUGGAUGUCUGCUGUCUGUCCGAAGUCUGAAUUCCUGAUUCUGACGCUUGGGACAUAAAGAUCCCGGGAGUCAACUUAUACUUUGCUCUGUACCACCGCGGCCUACAUGACUCUUCUGAUGAGCACAGUGUGACGAUCGCCCUCUCGCGACACGCGACCCGUGCACUACCUGCCUGGGAACCAGCCAAUAAGCAGAUGGUCUAUAUGCGACAAAAGGGUCCUAUUAUGAACAUCACCGUCGUCCCGUGUACGCACCAACAUCAGCUGCCAAACAGCGCGGUAAAGAUAUUUUUCACUCGCAGCUGCAAACUUUGGCUGAGAGAGACCCCCUCUCCGGGGUCUACUGAUUGUUUGCCGAGGACUGGAAUGGCCGAACCUGACCUGGCGACUCCGCCAACAGUCACCUUAUUGACCGUUUUGGACUUGGUUCGCAAUGCGACAGUGGUGAGAGAAUGUCGAACUUUGCUGAUCGAAACCGACUGUUUGUCACCAACACAUACUUCCAACAUCACCACAAGCAUCUGCUAGCCGGGUGCUCAAAAGAUGGUCAUACGGCCAAUCAGAUCGACUGCAUUCUAGUCAGUUCAAGGCUCCGAAGGUGAGUCAACAAUGGCAGAUCGAUGCGUGCUUCCAAAACUGGCAGCGCCCAUGGGUCGGACAAUGCUCUUGUUCGCACACGAUUGAAAUUUCACCUCCUCUCCACCCAAGACGCCGCGUGCGAGACGCUUAGAUGUUAUAAUCUGACAGCCAAGCACUACUGAAGCCCUGAGCUGAGAAGUCAGGUCUUGUUUUGCAACCCGCGCCGACGCAGAAGACGGUAGUCAGUGGUCAUCCUUAAAGUCAUCGGUUUAUGGGAUAGUUGAAACAGCGACCUCCAUGGAACGGACCUCAAAUGAUGGUGACAUUCUGAAACUGUAUCGAAUUAUCUGCCAAAGUAGUGAUAAGUCCUCGACACCGAGCGACUCUGUUCGCAACGUUAAUGGCGUAUUUAUUGCUGACAACUUGACGAAGAUCGAUCGCUGACAUGAACGCUUCGAGCACUUACUCAACUUCGAUGACCAACCUUUCAGACCCUCGCUCUCCUCUGCAGCGUAGUUUAACUACUUUCCGACCUAUGCAGUCUUGUGCAACGCCCUUCUGAAGAAGAAGUCUCGAAUUCAACACAAAGGCUGCGCAACAACAGAGCACUCAGAGAGGACGGUAUUCCCCCGGAAAUCUGCAAGUGGCGCCCUGGCUCCAUAAGGUAAUUGAACAAAUGUGGAGAUAUGAGGUUGUUCUCGAUGGCUGGUGCUUGGGCAUCCUUGCGCGUGUUUUCAAGAAGGGUGACAAGACAAGAUGCGAGAAAUACUGCGGUAUAAGCCUCAUCGACGUUGCUGCGAAGGUCUUCGCCGUCAACCUUCUGGAGUAAUCCCAGGCCGCACGCGACUCUAGAGCGAGGCCCUGUCAGACCGGAUUCCGAGCUGGACGUGGAUGUGCGGACCAAAUAUUUGCACUCAGACGCAUUCUUGAAUUCUGUCAUCGCUACCAACAACAGACGGCCGUCUGCUUCGUUGACUUCGCCGCUGCGUUUGAUUCCGUUCGUGAGUCCCUUUGGCGAAUAAUGGAAGCAGACGGUACGCCGGCCAAGAUCAACACCAUGACCAAGGCACGAUUUCUAGUCCAUAACAAUCAUUCCCAGCCGUUCGAUAUUCUGUCUGGCAUUCGGCAAAGUCGAGUCCUGUCUCUCAUGGAUUAGAUUCUGACGAACGUCCCACAGGAAGUCGGCCGCCGGUUGACCGAUAUCGACUACGCUGAUGAUAUCGCCUUACCAGCAUCAGGCCUUGGUGGUCUACAGUCUAUGAUGUCACGAGUGAAUGAGGUCGCCGAGUUCGUCGGUUUAUCCAUAAACGAUGAAAGGACCAAAGUGUUUUCAAACCGUACCUCCCGAACAGGAGAAGGCACCUUUUGAGGUUAGUGGCUGUCAACUUGAAGAUGGGGAUGGUUUCAAAUACCUCGUGGCAAGGGUGCUGUCGAUUCAUCUGGCUCUAGUUUCAGAUGUUUUAAACGUUCAAAGGACUGAUUAACAGAGGCCACUGUUGUUGGCGAUCCUUCUGCCAAGAACUUAAGACGAGCAAACAUCAAUUUUGCCAAACCGUAUGUAGGAGUACCACGUAGGGAGACGAUGGGCCUAAGACCCCAACUCACAGCUUGCGGCUCACAUCGGGGAAACUGGCCGCAGUUUUGAUUUUCAAGGAACAGCCGUCUUAGGCAGGCGCACCUCGAGGACUGAGCGUCUCACACUUGAGGCUUGGUACUCAGAUGCCAACUCCCUAAACAGGCAUCUAGACCUUCCUUCGGCCUAUAAAGUCCUACGUCAUUACAUACGCCGUGACGAAGACAAGACAAUCAUACGGAGCCUAAGAAUACCGAGCAAGCACGGCCUGUCGACCACUUCACCCAAAAGGGGAACGCAAACGCAAUUAACCCCAGGUGAAGUGACGACAUGUAAUACAGGAGGCCACCAAAGCUCACAGGCGACGGACAGUAGGCUAAGGCAGCGAAAGAAGAUAAAAAUCGGUCAGCCCAAGGCCAACUAAUACGGCGAUCUAUUCAAAAAUUCUGGUCGAUUUUUUCAGUUGACGCUCUGACAAAGGAGAGAGCAGCCCCGGCUCUUCGAAACGUCUGCCAGAAAAGUCCGCCGAUCCGGUGAGCAAUUCAUUUUCCUCAAGCUGGUAUAUUUUUGUCCUUAGCACUGCCUUUCCUCGACCUCAUUCCCUGGAAGAAUCUUUAUUCCUGCGCAUACUGCUAUUGUCCAAGGUUGUUGUGGAAGGCCAUUCCUUCUUAGUUAUUAAGAAAAUACUAGGAAGAAUACUGCUUCUUCUCAGAGGUGAUAGAACUGACCUUUGGGCAAAAGGUGAGCAAUCUUUGUCUUUAAUCUGGCAGGUACCGAGCCAGGCAAAACCAUCCACCCAAGUCGAUUGUAACCCCCAUGCAAACGGAUUGCCGCAGGAGCCUAGCUUAUAUAGCAGAAAAGUGGAGAUAUAUGAAUUCCAGCUUUUUAAAUUUUCAAAUUACCAUGUUCUCUUCAUAGGAUAAGGGGAGUAGUAAUUAAUAAUGUCCUGCACCUCUUCAAGGGCAACUAUUUUCUGUACUUAUUUUCUCGUCUACAAGGUACGUCGCAUUCCUGACACAGAAAUAUUUUUACCAAAGCCUAAACCAGCGCUCCGUCAUAUUGUAGAGUGGCGAGCUUAAAAUACCAGCUCAUCGGUUAAUCCUGGCCUCCAGAAUCCCUUUCUUUCGGCAACUCGUGGAUGGUCGCCUUCCUGCAAACCAUGAUUUUGAGCUGAUACUUAACGAGGUUUCCCCAAGGUAUGCAGCAUUUAAUUCCCCACAAACUUUUUUAAAGCAUACUAGAAGCUUUUGUGGAAUACGCUUACACCGGCCAAAUGGCAAUCUCCUUGAACAACGCGCUGGAAACACUGAGAGCUGCAAUGUUUCUUGACGUAACCACUGUGAGGGAUUUUUGCCGACAACUCAUUCAAUCGCAGUAAGUUAUUGGUUGGAUGCCCCGUUUUCGUUCCCGCCUUUUAAUGGUUUAACUACUGGAAAUGGUGCACUACCUGCAUAUGCUAUUGUGUAGUGGUUGGACAGCAUUGAUAUAAGUGUCUGCCGACACUGCCCUUUGUUUACUUCUUUGAGCUUGUCGGGAUACCUAAAAGCAAUGUACGGGUAACACCAUUUGGGGUGUUCAUUUCUUCGUAAGAAAGGAAAUCUCAGUAGCUUAUUAUUUUUUAAGAAACGCUGCUUUCCCUUGCAGCUGUUGCAGGUAAGCAGCGUCUUACCUUGGACUAUUACGACCUGGGAACAGCAGAGGGUUGCGAAAAAGGGGGCACUUUCGCAGAGGAGUUUAGGACAAAAAGUGGCCCGAGAUGUUUCUUCCGUCGCUGAUUUAGAAGAUUUUGAAGAUAACAUUUACCACCAGGAUUAUACUUGGACGAUUUGCGUCAGUCAAGAAGGGAACGUCACUCCCCUUCGCAGCUUUUUAGUUUACGUCCCUUGUGCUAAAGAGCUGUAAUCCAUUCACAGGUCACUAUGGGUGAGUUUCGGACACUACACUUUCCUAAAACUUCCUCUCUUUUAUGUAGGGAGAAAAAAGAAAUGAAUACCAUGCGAACCCGUUGGUAA
This is a messenger RNA of Spirometra erinaceieuropaei, 5816 nucleotides long. The record is from the annotation of a GenBank genome assembly. NCBI's taxonomy places the organism in Eukaryota, Metazoa, Platyhelminthes, Cestoda, Diphyllobothriidea, Diphyllobothriidae.